This is a messenger RNA of Zeugodacus cucurbitae (melon fly), 797 nucleotides long. Its product is annotated as microsomal glutathione S-transferase 1-like. The record is from RefSeq and is a predicted model, not a curated record. Lineage: Eukaryota; Metazoa; Arthropoda; Insecta; Diptera; Tephritidae. The coding region runs from base 161 to 619 and encodes 152 amino acids. Gene Ontology annotation, cellular component: membrane. The transcript has 3 exons.
UGCAUUCGCGAACUUCAAAGGCAACUGUUGAUUUUGCGAAAUAACAGUCGGUCUAUAAUUUAUUGAUAAAGUGUGAAGAAAAAUUUAAAACGAACAGUACUAUAUGCAAAGUAUAUUUCGAAACUCUUCCCUAAAUACACAUAAAAUUUAGAAAUUGAAAAUGACAAAAUUAGCAUUCGAGCUUCUCUCCCUGGAAAAUAAUGUUUUUAAAGCAUAUCUCUUCUGGACAGCGUUCUUAGUGUUGAAAAUGUUAUUCAUGUCGUUGAUAACGGGAUUCAUGCGUUUCAGGACGAUGACCUUUAUCAACGAAGAGGAUCUGCUCGACAAACGACUAAAAGUGAAAUAUAACGAUCCACAUGUGGAACGAGCACGCAGAGCACAUCGCAACGAUCUGGAAAAUAUUCUACCAUUUUUCACCAUUGGCUUCUUGUAUGUGCUGUUAGAUCCCAAUGCUACAUUGGCUAUCAAUUUGUUUCGAGCCGUGGGUAUCUCACGCAUAAUACACACAAUCGUUUACGCCAUUGCUCCAGUGCCACAACCGAGUCGGCUAUUGGCUUUUCUUGUUCCAGUCUGCGCCACCACUUAUAUGGCUUACGAAGUGGUUCGAGCUGUUUACUAAUAAUGUCUAUAUGAUAUAUGUAUUUAAUUCAAUAAUAUGAACGAGAAUUUCUCUUUAAUGACAGAGUUAGUCGAAAGGAAGGAAUAUUUUUAUGUCAAAGAGGAAUAUUGUCGACUUUAUAUAAAUAUUAUUAGUUUUUUGGAAUAAGGUAUUUUUUUAAUAAAAAUAUUAAAAAAUA